AUGGAAUCUCAAGGAGACGAGGCUCUGGAGGCAGCGUCACCUCAGCGUCAAGUGACCCUGCUGCUUCAUCUGGCGCGCACAAGAAGAAUCCAAGGCGACUGGGAGGCCGCACACCGUCUCCAUCGGCUCGCGCUAGCAGUGCUAAACGACGCAAGCCCUCGCUAUUCUAUUCCUCGUGUCCGCUUUGAUAUCGAGGAGGUAACAGAGGACACGUGCCUCUUCUUCCAUCUCCGCUAUCUAUGGCCGAUGGCCGAGCGCGCUGAGUAG
Messenger RNA from Phytophthora nicotianae INRA-310, 267 nucleotides. RefSeq lists its product as hypothetical. NCBI's taxonomy places the organism in Eukaryota, Oomycota, Peronosporomycetes, Peronosporales, Peronosporaceae. The coding region runs from base 1 to 267 and encodes 88 amino acids. The transcript has a single exon. The record is from RefSeq and is a predicted model, not a curated record.